UUUUACUGCCGUUCUUUGAACAUCCUACUGUGAUUACCUCAGCGAUUUUUGCGAAUUUAUCGAUAGUUGUUGACGUUUCGAGAAACAAAUAUUAGGAUCAUGAUGGAGAAUACAUGUACAUCAUCGAUGUCUGCUUACUACCAGCAGAUGACUAGCUGGAUUUGUAGGCAUGUCCGUCCCAAUCAGUCAGGGAUCUCUCGGACCGCAGUACAGGUUCUUUCUACAACCUCCUGCAUUCCAUCUGAUAUCCACUGCCCGUCCUCCACAAGACUGAGUAAGACUUGGGCUAGGCGAAGAUCUUAUCCUAAACCUGAGUAUUAUCCCGACAAAUUAGUUGACGGGAUUUGUGGAAACUCCAAUGCCCGAAGCAAACACAGAGAGGCCGAUGAGAAUGACCAACCGAUUUGCUGCCUCUACCUACCAGGCCUUCCGUUUAGUAGAUGGAGACGCCGUAGACAAGCUAAAGUGGCACCCUUCAUACCACUAUCACCCCCAAUAAAACCUACCGUGACAUCGCCAACGGCUGGUCACGAGGCUCCUGCUCAACCCAAGGCAACAGAGCUCUCUGUGUUCGAUCUGGAGGACGAAAACGACCAAGAGAGCCCAAGCCUAGGUCUUCCAUCUAGGCAGAUGAUAAAACAAGACUUUGAUGAAUGGCGUCGGAGAGAGAGAAGAGUCACACAUAUUGGACUUGAACAAGAUGAGAUUCAAGGUAUCUCAAGAGAAGUUAUCGCCUUUCCACCGAGACCAAAGACAUCGAGGGGACUCAGAAGUGAAAGUGAACGGAAAGAUAGACCCUCUGCUGUGAAGACACUGGAGCUGUCAGGUCAUGAGGUCAAUAUGUGGAUCAGAGAAUGCGCUGAAGUGCUGAAUCCUCAGACCCUUGGAUCAAAAACAAUCAACGAGCCAGGAAGCUCCAAUGACAAUCUUGAUGAGGAAAAGAGAGUCAGUGUCAAGUCAAGGGGAGUUUGUGACACUUUCGAACAGAAGGAAUUAGUUGUCACAGGACAUAAACAAAUCCUCGCAAACAACGACACCCAGCGCGAAUAUGCAGGAAGAUCAACGAAGACAUCAAAAGUAGAACCCCUUCCCCCAAGACCGAAGACUUCAAGAGGCACCAGACGAGAAAACGGAGGAGGGGAUUCAUUAUCAGUCUCCAGUGCAGUGAGAGUAGUGGAAGCUGGAUUGGAACAAGCUGUCAGAGACGUGUUAGUCCUUGACACAGCCGAGUCUUUGGAACUUACAAAUGAGAAGAGACACUUCUCCUUGAAGGAUUCACGAGGCUCUGGUAAGGUGUUGAACCCUGGGGAAAAUUUGGAUGAGGUAGAUGAUGACGAAAGAAACCCAACUCACGCGUCGGGAAGAGUUGAUGAACAUAACACAAAGGCAGCGAAGGGAGAUGAAAUGGCUCCCACGUUAGAUCAAGUCUCACCACCAAAUUGUGCGAAACAGAAUCAACCGAUAACUCCAAAGUCUUCUAAAAAUUCAAUGGAUGCAGAUGAUAUGAUGAUAACAGCCGAACAGGAAAUGGAGUACGAACGCCAACAGCAUGAGCAGUGGCAACUAGCUGCAAUUGGUGAAUGGUCCACUUUGUGUCAAGACCAUGAUGAAGACGAUUAUGAGUCAGAGUGUUACCUAAGAAUGGAUGAGUUCCAGAAAGAAACAGCCAUCAUGAUGGACUGGAAGGCUAUCGUCGAGCAGUAUCGUACUGUUGGUGUUAUCCAGGACCUACAAAAUAUAGAGACGUUAUGUAAGAGCACCAUCAACCAGAGCGAAAGAGCUCUGCGGCAGUUUGCCCGGAUCUGUCGCGGUCCCGUGCCACUAUCAAAGUCGGGGCAAACUAAAGCCGAAGCCAUCGCUUCACUCUCCAGAAUAGUCCAGAAACAGACCAGGAGGAUCUGUGAAGAUAUCUCCAACGUCUUCUCAGAGUCCUACCAAAUCUUGGAGGAGUUGGACCUCUUGAGGGAGAGACAGGAUCGAGUGGAAGAAUCCCUACAAAGGGAUCUGAGAGAGAAGGAUGCAGAAGAAGAACGAUCUCGGUCAAGUUCCCUGAGUUCAACCGCCACGCCGAGGCUAACAUCCAGUCGGCUACAACAGAGAGAGAUUGACCAAGACCUGGUGGACAGAUACAUGGAAUACCCCAGGGUGAAAUCCACGAGUCUAUUCAAUGUCAUGCCGACCAUUUACGAAGACAAAAUUUUCCAACUGAAUGAAUAUGAAGAAGAGGAGGAAGAGUUGGAAAGUGAUUUACCGGAAUGCAAAGGAAUGGAGGAUGUCUAUCUUCAUGAAGAUGACGCCAGAGAGCAUGACACAGCAGAGGACGAUUGUCCAGAUGUUCUCCUCGUGGAGGAACUGGGAGUUAAACAUUGAUCAACGCAUUGGAACGCAGCACAGAAACAAGAUGAGGAUGAACGUGAAAGUGAAGCGGAAGCAUUUGAAGAGAUGGAAUAGGAGUUGACCUACAGACUGCAGAUUGAUGUAUAUAGAGAAAGCUUAAAGGAUAAAUCUUGAUGGAGAUGUUGAGUGUUAAGUCAUAUUUCAAAUGGACGGUGGUUAAAUUAUCACUAGUAGCGACAUGUCAUUUUGGUUUCCUUAUUUUCCUUCAUUCCUUUCAGCCAAAUAUUUAGGUAUGAGAACGGAACGAGAUGGGAUCGAUCUUACUAAAGCUACAACAGGAAAGGAAUGAAAUAGUAUCCAGUGUUAUUGGAAAGUGCAUUUUGUAGAGUUCCAUUGAAUGAUCUACUAAUCGUAUGAUGUACAAAUAUAUUGUGCAAUCUUGGUAGUGCUCUAAUACAGUUGCACGCUGCAAGUUGCAUAGUUUAAGCCCCCGGAUGAUGAGGGGUAGUUUUGGACUUGUUGACAAAAGGUUGUGGACUCUUCUCAAGCCGGGAGUGGAGAGACACCGGCAGAAACAUUGAAAGAAACACCGUACCUUAACUUGUCGCUGCCAUUCGUAAUUAAGAUGCUAGUAAUUUGGAAGUUGGUAUUUAAAGUGUAUUUUUUCUUUGAAAGAAAUUCGUGGAAAGUAGCAAGACAUGGAAAGUCAUUUUGGCCUGAACAGAAAUAUGUAUAAAGUGGAAACUCCUAGCAUUAGACCUAAAAGAAAAUACCAAAAUCAUUGUAUUCUUGACAAAAAUUCAGAAGAUUUUAUCUUAAGCAGGAUAAAGAAUAAGUAAAUAAAAAAAGAAAGAAAACCUUUAAAAGAAUUUAACCUUUUUAAAAACGGGACGAACUAUUAAAAUUAACCCAUUGUUCCCAGGUGCUGUUUGAAAGUAUUCGAAGUCACCUGUGAAUACAAUUCGCCACAGGUAUUUUGAACGUUUAUAUAUAAAGCAAUCAAACUGGAAACAUGAAUGCUUUUGCUCGAAUAAAUUUUAAUAUGAGAGGUUUUUACCGCACUUAAAGUAUUACCAUAGAAAAUUUUUGCUUUGAGAUCCUGGACACAAAAAUACUGUGUUUAUUUGAGGGUGAAUCGCAAACCCUUUUAAUAUUCAGUGAGUUUGUUCAAACUUGCCACGCUAUGGUGAAUACGCAGCUUUGGAACUCGGUUAUGAUUGUAUAAAAACAGAACAUUUUCACCCAAGUACCGAAAAUGAAAAUCUGUAUUCAUAGCCCGUAACUAGAUUUUUAAAAUGUAGCAUUUUGGAGAGAUGGGUGUUUCAUUUUCACUCUCAGUUGUUAUGGGCUAGUCAAUGCUUCGCUUUGUACACUAAGUCUGAGUGAAGAAAUGUUUUUACUGAUUAAAGAAACUUUUUUUUGUUUUUACAUAAUAUCCGUUAAUUGGGAUGUCGAGAAAGUUGCUAUGGUACAACAAAGCAAGGAAUUAUACAUACAGAAUCUGGAUUUGAUUAAUUAGUCUGAAUUACUUUUGGGCACUCAAUGUCGCUACUGAACGCAAACAGAUUCUGCAAAUGGCAGAUUGAAGUCCAAUGGUAAA
Molecule: messenger RNA, 3937 nt
Organism: Acanthaster planci (crown-of-thorns starfish)
Lineage: Eukaryota; Metazoa; Echinodermata; Asteroidea; Valvatida; Acanthasteridae
Source: RefSeq, a predicted model, not a curated record